AUGGUCACUCUGACUACCUCUGAUAACGAGACCUUUACGGUCGACAAGAAGGUCGCUGAGAAGAGCGUCCUCAUCAAGAACAUGCUGGAGGAUGUCGGAGAGAGCGAUCAGGCAAUCCCCCUUCCCAACGUUACUGCGAGCGUCUUGAAGAAGGUCCUCGAGUGGUGCGAGCACCACAAGGAUGACCCUGCGCCUCCAGAGAACGAGGACAAGGAUGAUACCCGCAAGAGGACUACAGAUAUCAGCGAGUGGGAUCAGAAGUUCAUCGCUGUGGAUCAAGAGAUGCUGUUCGAGAUCAUCCUCGCUGCAAACUAUCUCGAUAUCAAAGCCCUCCUUGAUGUUGGCUGCAAGACCGUCGCUAACAUGAUCAAGGGGAAGUCGCCUGAGGAGAUCCGCAAGCUUUUUAACAUCGUCAAUGACUUCACGCCCGAAGAGGAGGCACAGAUCAAGAAGGAGAACGAAUGGGCUGAGGAUCGUUAG
Dacryopinax primogenitus is the source of this 480-nucleotide messenger RNA. Its product is annotated as E3 ubiquitin ligase SCF complex Skp subunit. The transcript is spliced from 7 exons. Gene Ontology annotation, cellular component: nucleus; cytoplasm. Bases 1 to 480 code for a protein of 159 amino acids. Gene Ontology annotation, biological process: mitotic cell cycle; SCF-dependent proteasomal ubiquitin-dependent protein catabolic process. Gene Ontology annotation, molecular function: cullin family protein binding. The record is from RefSeq and is a predicted model, not a curated record. NCBI's taxonomy places the organism in Eukaryota, Fungi, Basidiomycota, Dacrymycetes, Dacrymycetales, Dacrymycetaceae.